AUGCCGAAUCUCAAGGACCCUGAGCCACUCGCCUCCAUGACCACCGCCAUCGCCGACGUCUCACAGAGAGAAACUCUCGAAAAUCUUGGUUUCUGCCUUUCUCGCAGGCACGGCCGACGACAGGGACGCCGAUACCGCGAGAACCGAUGGAAGAAGAACGAGACUGCCAAAGCUGUUCUCCCAGCGGCGAAGAAGAAGCUACCAGGGGAAUCGUACAACAGAACGGAAACAAUACAGUAUUCGAAGAGGAUACAGAGACGGCGGCGGAGUCGAGCGCCCGGACCACGAGACCGUCGACAACGCCAGGGCCAAGCUGGACGACAUCGAGGCGAAUCUUUCCUCCCCGAGAUCCCAAUUUGA
This is a messenger RNA of Linum trigynum, 360 nucleotides long. Lineage: Eukaryota; Viridiplantae; Streptophyta; Magnoliopsida; Malpighiales; Linaceae. The record is from the annotation of a GenBank genome assembly.